Molecule: messenger RNA, 548 nt
Organism: Kickxella alabastrina
Lineage: Eukaryota; Fungi; Kickxellomycota; Kickxellomycetes; Kickxellales; Kickxellaceae
Product: protein FAM72
Exons: 4
Coding region: 1-462 (153 amino acids)
Cellular component (GO): cytosol
Source: RefSeq, a predicted model, not a curated record
AUGUCAAAUACAUGUCCGCCCAGUAACACCCAGCAGCCACGCACAAAAAGCGCAUGUCGACUGUACUGCCGAUACUGCCACAAUAACGUCUGCACGCGGGGAAUGCGGGCAUUGCUGCUUGCAGACAACCGGAUCGAGUUGUUUUCUACAGACAUGCCGCCAAUGAUGAGGAUUCAGCUCGUAGGCGCAGAUUACACCACAAGAUCGUGCCGCUGUAAAAUUAGAAACGUCGCGUGUCUUGGCUGUGGGAACGAGAUUGGCUAUCAUAUCACUCAGCCCUGCUCCGAGUGCUUGAAAGCGUGCAACAAUGGCCACUUUUGGAUGUUUUUGACAGAAAGUGUUUAUCCUGUUGAGCUCAAAGAUCCCAAAAACUGCACUGCUAUUGCAUGGCUGUGCCACCCCCAAGAGAACGAGUUUGACGAGCUCAGCAAGCUCAUCUGCAGGGAUGCCAUAUGUAGAUAAAAGAGCAUGCGCUGAUGUAGUUUUCUUUAAAAGCCCGGUAUUUUGACCCAGGCGUUAAGGCUGCAAAAUUUUAAAACAUUGUGAAU